Messenger RNA from Chenopodium quinoa (quinoa), 1679 nucleotides. Its product is annotated as frataxin, mitochondrial-like. Gene Ontology annotation, cellular component: mitochondrion. The coding region runs from base 852 to 1475 and encodes 207 amino acids. The record is from RefSeq and is a predicted model, not a curated record. Lineage: Eukaryota; Viridiplantae; Streptophyta; Magnoliopsida; Caryophyllales; Amaranthaceae. The transcript is spliced from 6 exons. Gene Ontology annotation, molecular function: 2 iron, 2 sulfur cluster binding; ferrous iron binding; ferroxidase activity. Gene Ontology annotation, biological process: iron incorporation into metallo-sulfur cluster; intracellular iron ion homeostasis.
GAGGGGAUGAAGAUAAGCAAAAUCGACAAAAACUUGGAGUAAGUAUUACAAAUCAUAUAUACCCACAACCAUGCACCGCCCCAAUAGCCGCUUCCUCAGUCGUUGAAGCCACCAGUCGAUACCCACUCCAAUCGCCGUCGCCUGAUGGCCCACCACUCCAAUUGUUGCCGCCUGAAGUUGCUAAACCAGCGCCACUACCGUCUUCGACACCGCAAAGCGACUUGCCCAUCACCACCGUCUUAAAAACCGUAAAUCUGAAACCUUAAAUCGCCUUCCAGCCGCCAUCGUCUUUGUCACCACCGUCAUUUUGCAGGCUCCUUCCCCUUCAAAAUCGAACAGUUUACCUUGGGUUACUUGUUGGUUAACAGAAGGUUGAGUUUACCUGAGUUACAUUUUGGUUAACAGAAGGUAACUAGAGUCAAAUUUUCCAACAUAAUGGCUGUUAACACUUCCCCCGCUCAAUUUACUUGUAUACCCUUACUCAGAGACGCGAAAUGACGCAUAUACCCCCGGAUAAACACUUAAAGUUUAUCGAGGGGAUAAACUUGAACUUCCUCUGAACUUAAUUAGACUUAUUUUGAUUUGAUUUGAUUUUUGUUUUGGGAGACCAUUAGUGAUUUGUGUUUACAACAAUACAACUAAUCAAAUACGCAUGAAUUGUACCAAUUGAUUGCUGGUGCAGUGGUAAUUGAGUCUGCACUUGAUAGGGUUCGAUCCCUGCAAUAAUAAUUGGAAGGGAUGUGGAAUCUAACCACCCGUAAUUAAUCCCGAAUCCGAAUCAACGUAGAUAGAUUAGUUGCCCUUGAGGUUUCGUCCGAGUAUACCGCUUUGAUGAUUUUUCAUACUCGAUAAUGGCGCUCGCUUCUCGCAUCCUCUCCAAAUCUAAGCAGAUGUAUACUAUUCAGACUGUUUUACCCAAGGACAAUGUGAUUCCUGCUCGUUACUAUGUCAAAGAAGCUGCUCCCGCUGCCAAGGCUCCUAGAACUGUCUGGAAUCUUCUGGAACCAUCACUUUCAUCUUCUUCUUCCUCUUUACCGCGUUCUUUCUACACUGCUUUUCUUUCCUAUUCUAGAACUUUUUCUACCAAUGUUGUCGAUGAAUCUCAAGUUCCUGCUCCCAUCGAUUAUAGUUCUGUGCUUCAGGAAGACGAGUUUCAUCGGCUAGCAGAUUCCACCAUACAUCAUCUGCUCGAGAAACUCGAGGAAUAUGGUGAUACUGUUGAUAUUGAUGGGUUUGACGUAGAUUAUGGGAAUGAAGUUCUCACCAUGAAACUUGGGGAUCUGGGCACUUACGUGGUGAAUAAACAGACGCCAAACAGACAGAUCUGGUUGUCUUCUCCAGUAAGUGGUCCUUCAAGAUUUGACUGGGAUCCCAGCUCUGAAGCCUGGGUUUAUCGUCGAAAUAAAGCAAAUUUGCUGGGAAUUUUAGAGGUCGAGCUGAAGCAGCUGUGUGGUGAAUCUGUCAAACUCUCUUGAUCUUUUAUUCAUUCAUUUGUGUUUUGUCUGUGUAAGGGAACACCACAUAUUCCCGAGAAAUUCUAUUAUGCAACUAGGUAUACCAAGAGAUAGGUGUACCUCUAAAAAAUUGUAAACAUAAUAGUUCUUUUCUCUCAAUAUAACUAUGUACAAAUGUACAAUCGCAUUCCCUCCGAAUAUGAAGCUUAAUCAUUGCAUCACCCA